Cryptosporidium muris RN66 is the source of this 1881-nucleotide messenger RNA. Its product is annotated as TCP-1/cpn60 chaperonin family protein. The record is from RefSeq and is a predicted model, not a curated record. NCBI's taxonomy places the organism in Eukaryota, Apicomplexa, Conoidasida, Eucoccidiorida, Cryptosporidiidae. Bases 1 to 1881 code for a protein of 626 amino acids. The transcript has a single exon. Gene Ontology annotation, biological process: protein refolding. Gene Ontology annotation, molecular function: ATP binding; ATP-dependent protein folding chaperone.
AUGUCUAUAUUAUCGACAUUGUGCAACUCUACUCUAAAUACACUUCGUAGCCUCAAAUUUACAAAGAUUGGCUGCAGAUAUGCUAGUACUUCAAAAGAAAUAAAAUUUGGGAAUUCUGCUCGCAAACAAAUACUAAAAGGGGCUAAUUAUUUGGCAGAUGCAGUGGGAGUAACACUAGGUCCUAAAGGACGUAAUGUAGUUAUAGAACAAAGUUUUGGAGGUCCGAAGAUAACUAAGGAUGGAGUAACUGUUGCUCGUUCAAUUGAGUUUCAAAGUAGAUCUAUGAAUCUAGGUGCACAAUUACUGAGGAAUGUUGCAUCUAUAACUAAUGAUAUAGCUGGAGAUGGCACUACAACUGCUACGGUUCUUGCAAGAGCAAUAUUUCGCAGUGGUUGUGAGAAAGUUGAUGCUGGUUUAAAUCCCAUGGACCUAUUGCGUGGAAUUAAUAUUGCUGUGAAACAUGUAAUAGAGGAACUAGAACUUUUAAGCCAACCAAUUAAGACACAAGAUGAUAUACUAAAUGUAGCAACAAUAAGUGCAAACAAUGAUCCAAAAGUUGGGUGCUUAAUUGCAGAAGCAUAUGAAAAAGUAGGAAAGUCGGGAACAAUAAAUGUCAUUGAAGGAAAGACAACUCAGUGUGAAUUGGAGUUAGUAGAAGGUUUUAAAUUUGAUCGUGGUUAUAUAUCUCCAUACUUUAUCACAAAUACAAAGUACCAAAAAGUGGAAUUAGAAAAUCCCUAUAUAUUUAUAUUUGAGAAGAAGUUAAAUAAUAUCAAAACAAUAUUACCAUUAUUGGAGCAUAUAUUAUCAGUUAGAGUUCCUUUAUUAAUUAUAGCUGAAGAUAUUGAAGGAGAAGCACUAGCAACUAUGAUAGUUAACAAACUUAGACUUAAUUUACAGAUUUGUGCAGUUAAAGCUCCUGGAUUUGGUGAGCAGAAGAGAGCUUUAUUAGAAGAUAUAGCUAUUUCUGUAGGAGGAAAAGUUAUUAGUGAUGAUUAUUCAGAUAUAAGAAUAGAUGAGCUAACAGCCCAAAAUAUUCAAAAUUACUUGGGAAGAUGUAAAAGCGUCUCUAUAACAAAAGAUGAAACAAUUAUAGUGGAGGGUCAAGGAUCAACAGAUGACAUUAAUAUACGAUGUAAUCAAUUAAAGGCACAACUUGAUGAAAAUAAAAGCUUAUCAGAAUAUGAAAAGGACAAAAUACAAGAGAGGUAUGCAAAACUUACAGGUGGUAUUGCUUUAAUAAAAGUUGGUGGAUAUUCUGAUACAGAGAUUUCUGAACUAAAGGAUAGAUUUAUCGAUGCAUUGAAUGCUACUAAAUGUGCACUAGAUCAAGGUAUUGUUCCUGGUGGAGGAUCGGCAUUACUUUGGGCCUCAAGGAACUUACAACAUCUUAUUAAGUCCCAAGUAAGUUCAAGUGGGAUAAUCAGUGAAACUCAUUCUCAAGGUAGCUUGCUUGAUACAGACUUAAUGUAUGGAGAUUCAUUAAGUGAUAAAAAAUCUCUAAAAGAAGAUGAUGCAAUUAAAAACUAUGAUAUGGCAAUGGGAGUAAAAAUUAUUCAAGAGGCAUGUCAAGUCCCAUGCCGUAUGAUUACAUCAAAUGCUGGAUAUGAAGGUGCAGUAAUUAUUGGAGAGUUACUUAAACAGUUUACAAAAAAUAAAAAGUACGCUGGAUUUGAUGCUCAGACUGGAACAUAUGUUGAUAUGAUCCAAGCUGGUAUACUGGAUCCAACAAAGGUUGUGAAGUCAGGAUUAUGUGAUGCUGCUAGCAUAGCAUCACUCAUGACUACAACUGAAGCUGCAAUCUUUGAUGCUGAAGAUAAAUCUAAAGAUAAAAUGACACAUGGAAAUAUCCCUAAUGGAAUCAACGAUAAUUUCUACUAA